UUUUAUUACGUGUUUUAAUUUCCGAAGCGUGCCACAAGGAGUUUUUAUGGAAAACAUAAAGGGAGUGACUUUUAUUACAUGCAUACAAUGCUUGUGAAUUUAAGCAGCAUUAAAUGCCAUGUUUUAUUUGUGAUUCCCACUGUCGGCGUUUGGGUUUUUUUGUGGAUCUUAAAAUAGCACUGAAGCGAUACCGGAUGUUUAUAGCAGACGGCGUUUUGUCAAAACUGUCAAAAUGGAAGAAAAAAGAAAACGCAAUCCCAACUUUUCGCUGCAAGAUUCCUUGCUUCUUACCCAAAUAAUGGGAGAGACGCAUCCCGACUUCCAUGAUAUGGACAUGUCUUUCCACAAGGUUGAUAAGGCUAGAUUCAGCAAUCGAAUCAGCAAAGCAACAAAGAAUGCUCUGUGGGUGGCAGUUACUGAAAAUUUCAAUGCCAGAGCCCAGUUUAGAAGGGAGCAAUCCAUUUUGGAGAAAAAAUGGGAAAAUCUACAAAGGGAUCACAGAAAUCUGUACAUGGAUUUUCAAAGAGAAAUUUCAUUGACAGGGCGAGGUCCAAUUGGCAGAACAUUGUCUGUCCUCACAGAGGCAGUAAUUGAUGUUAUUGGAAAGCAGAGUGCGGCAGUUGUUGGGGCAGCAGGAGCAGCAUAUGACUCAACAUUGGCCUCACUUAUGCUUCCUCAACAGUUUGACCUAUGUGACAGUGAAGAAAGAUCAUCAGUAUCGGAUGGUCCAAUCUUCAAUGUAAUGGAUCUUGUUUCAGUAAAACCUUCCCAAAGAGUCCAAUCAUGUUCAACAACAACCAGUACAUUGCCAAGGUAUUAUUAUAACAUUAAUAACAAAUUUAUGUUUUCAAGCUAUAAGCAAUGAUCACUAGUUAUUAAAUUAUUUAUUAAAUUAUUAUAAUUAUGUAACUUCUGUCACAUGACCGUUUUUUUUUCAUUUUUAAUGUCUUUUAAAGACAUUAAACAAUACACUUUACAUGUCCCCCGGCCCCCAAACCAAUAACAUCAGCGAUGGCCUCCGACCCCCAAACUGAUAUUAUCAGCUAUGUUUUCUGGCUCCAAAACCUAUAACAUUAGCUAUGUUCCCUUGCCCUGAAACCUAUAAUAUCAGCUAUGUUCCCCAGCCACCAAUCCUAUAUUAAUCAGCUAUGUCUCAUUCAGCACACAUUUUAUAUACUUGUUUUGUCUUUAUCAGAUGUAAAUGAACACACAUUUUUAAGACUUGUUUUGUCUUUAUCAGAUGUAAAUGAACACACAUUUUUAAGACUUGUUUUGUCUUUAUCAGAUGUAAAUGAUCACACAUU
Dreissena polymorpha is the source of this 1304-nucleotide messenger RNA. RefSeq lists its product as uncharacterized. The transcript has 6 exons. The coding region runs from base 233 to 865 and encodes 210 amino acids. Lineage: Eukaryota; Metazoa; Mollusca; Bivalvia; Myida; Dreissenidae. The record is from RefSeq and is a predicted model, not a curated record.